This is a messenger RNA of Pocillopora damicornis (cauliflower coral), 1971 nucleotides long. RefSeq names its product GDP-fucose protein O-fucosyltransferase 4. The record is from RefSeq and is a predicted model, not a curated record. Gene Ontology annotation, molecular function: alpha-(1->3)-fucosyltransferase activity. Gene Ontology annotation, cellular component: membrane. NCBI's taxonomy places the organism in Eukaryota, Metazoa, Cnidaria, Anthozoa, Scleractinia, Pocilloporidae.
CGCGAAAUUAAGUUUUAACACGUAAAUUUAGUCCCUAUAGAAAAAGUCAAAUCACAGAAAAAAAAAUCAUCGGCAAGUAAUAACAACAACACGUACAGGAUGUGUAACGAAAAUACGCGAAGUAUUAACUGGUCUUACUGGUGAAUCCUGAAAAAUACAUCAGCACUUAGAAUGUUAAAGAACAUACGUGCUUUAAAGCCUGUGUUUCUUCCCGUUUGUAUGGUAUUCAUUCUGUUCUAUCACAUCGAUAAAAACUAUUUUCCACAAAGAGAUCAUUUCAGUUGUAAGAAGAGCCCCAAUCAAACCGAUCGGUGGCUAAUCGUUUUCUGGUCAACCAUUUUCGGAAAACAGCCAGGUAUUGAGCUUAAAUGGAAUAAAAGUGACUGCCCUGUGGCCUGUCAGGUCACAUCUGACCAUUCUCGAGCUUGUGAUGCAGACGGCUUUGUAGUCCAUGCCAGGGAUUCGCACAUGAUACCUCCAACGGAAUCUGUUCCAUGGAUCCUUUACACACAAGAAAAUCCGAUAUACACUUCCGUAAUGAACGACGCCAAGUUUAUGUCCAGAUUUAAACUGUUAGUAAGUUACCGUUUAGAUUACGAUUUUCCUUGGCCAUCCUUUCAUAUGCCAAACGCAACUCCACCUCUUAGGUUUAAGGAAAAGACUAAACUAAUAAUGGCUGCAUUCUCGAACUGUGAGCCAGUGCGAACUGAAUACAUGAGGCAAUUGAUGAAGUUUGUGCAGGUCGAUUCUUAUGGAGAUUGUCUCAGGAACAAACAUGGUCUUGUGGAACGCUAUGGAUCUAGAAACGGAUCAAACUUCUUAGAACUGAAAACUGAAUUAGCCAAGCAGUACAAGUUUACUCUGGUAUUUUUUAACCAGGACUGUGAUUAUUUUGUCGAUGCACAACUGAAUCAUGCUUUGAAUGCAGGUUCAAUUCCCGUUGUGAUGAGUACAGAUAAACUUGACGAGUUCCUGCCCGGCAAUCUACGACAUUCCGUUAUUAAAGUCCGUGAUUUCAGGACUCCGAAAGAUCUUUCUGAUUAUCUGAAGUACCUCAGCAGAAAUGAGACUGAGUAUAACAAGUAUUUGUCAUGGAAAUUGGAGGGAAUAGAAAAUAUCACUGGAACCGCUAUUGAAAACGUUUGGAAGCCAAAGUAUCCGCUUUAUUGCCAGAUCUGUGUGGCACUUUCACAAGGACGAAUACACGAGAAGGGACUGGAGCCAAUACCUUGUAAGGCAAGGGCUUACGAAGAUUGGGGAAUAACACCUAGCAGCCGCACAACCCUCGUCAUGAAAAAUGUAAUGUUACUUUACCUAUUAUCAUUAUUAACACCAAUCCUGAUAUAAUUUGUUAAGGGUGGUUAAGAAGAGCGAAAGGCAUGUAACCAAAAUGUUAAUUUGCUGGAGAAAACUCUCAUACCUUGAUAUCAUGAUUUGAAAGUAAUCGUCUUUGAUCUUUCACAGAAACAGACUACAUCGGUUACUUUUGUCAUCGUGAUAAAACUCGUAGAUUGGAUUUAGUAUAGGUAAUUUCAUAAGGCCGAGUAACAUAAGAUUUCUUAUCACGCGUGUUUUAGAAGUUACGGAAAUUACCAAUUUCUGCAACUUAAGAAAACACAAGUGAUAUCAAUCCUUAACCUUAAUUAUGGGGAAACAUGCUUGUCUAUGAUAAAAAUGACAAAGUUAUCUUUUACUAAGAAGUUAAAAAACGCAUGCUGUUACUUAAUUUCGUGGGAAGCCAUUUCAGUGUUCGGUUAGUGUCAAUGAACUGUAAAACGCGCGAAUCAGCUGAUUUAAAUUCUAAUUUUGGACAACAACGCCAAAGCAAUGAAACCAGCCCCGCUAAAAAACAUUCGCCAUUCAUAAGAUUAUAGUACUUUUGUUUUAAUACUUAAAAUUUAAUUUCUUAUUUUUCAAGUUAUUUUGCCCGGAGCAAGCACCAGAAUUAAUAAAGAAACACCUUCUAUCUCA